CAGCCUGAGGGGCCUGCUCCUUCACAGCUCAUGGAAUUGCUACCAUUUCUUUGGUCACAGCUUCCUUUAAUUAAUGAGAGUUCCAUGAAGGCAGGAAAAGGCCGUAUUUUGCUCACUGUUAUAUCCUCAGAACUUAGACUCACACAUGGCACAAAAUAAUUGUUCACUGUGAAGUGGGUGAAAAAAUGAAUUCUCUCAGCCACUGAGAUUCAAAACCUUGACAUAAUCAUGGACUUACCAAGUCAUAACUUCCAAUCUUAUGACAGGUUUCCAGUGGGUUCCUCCUCAUCCCUGCUGCUCAUGCCCUUGUUAAAUGCCUAAAAUAUUGCCCUACUCUCCUAACUUGUUUCCUCACCCCUCUCUACCCACAAGUUAUGAUGUGAUGGGGUGGAGUCUCCCUUAAGGGUCAUGUUUGUUAUAUCCCAAUUCAAACCCCUUUAGUGGUUCCUUAUUAACACUUAACAUAAUAUUUAUUGCUUAGAUUGAAAGACCUCCACAAUCUGGCUGAAACCCACCUUUGGAACUGCUUUUGCUUCCCACCCCUUAAAAAUGCCCCACCCUUAAACUGUUGAUACCUCAGAAGUAUAUCGCUUGAAUGCCAGCAAUGAGGCCUGGGCCUGGGCCCUCCUCACACAGUGAUUUCUUUCUCCCUCCAUCCAAACCCCAUCCAGGCCCAGGCCCCAGCCCCAGGUCUGGGCAUGCAGCCUCGCCAGACUUUGCCAGCUCUGCUAGCUCCUCCCUCUCAAUAAACCUGUGAGUUGCCCUCUGCCUCCCCCAGGCGCUCUGCCUGGCCAGCUGUCGAGUCCUCUGGUUGUCACAGUGCUUGUCUGCUCCUUGCAGAGGCCUGGCCAGGCACCCAUGUUACUUAACAAUCCUCCCAUUACCCUCGAGCAUGGCAUUCUGCUGCUUGUCCCCAGGAUUAGUCAUGUGUUUAUCGAGUCUCUUCUCAAUUAGAUGGCAGGCUUCCUGAGGAACUUCUCUGCUUUGCUCUCAAUUACUCGCAGUACUCAGCCUGCGGUAGGACCCAUCAUAUUUAUUUAAUGAGUACAUUUAUGAAUAGGUGUUUGUAAAUGAUUUCCCUUCUCUUUGAAGGGCUCUCCAAGCUCUUAACACAUUUAAAGUCUGCACUUAACUCUAACACAACUGUUUUGUUUUUUUCUUCACCUCAACUCCAGGGUUAGAAUAAAUGACACAGUAAGAUGCUUGAUGACAAUGAUCAGGUCACAUUGCUGUGACCCCCCCACCAUAUCUGGUGUGUGGUUACUCGACAUGUACUUAAUUAGAAAUAAACUUGUCUUAUCCCUUGUACUUGACAUUCAUGUAUCAAAAGAUACAAAAAUUCUGUGCUUAUGAGAUUAAAAAAACUAUGGUGUUGGCCUCAAAGAGGAAGUCUGCCCUGGAGUUUAGUUGAUUUGCAACACAUAGCUUGACAGUGGCUAUUUUGGGUAUUUCAUCAUUUCUGAAAAAUAGGAGUAGCCACGGAAGCAAAAGUUCAGUUUUAGACCGUGGCAUCUCGUGACUGGACUUUUUCUUUAAAGGGUGAGUUGGCCCAACUUUUAUUCAAGGUGGCUGUGGUAGCAUUUCUUUGGGAUGGUUGCAAAUUCUGAGCCACUGAUGUGAAGGUUAAGAUUUUACAGAAACCUACAAUCUUCUCUUCCACCUCCCCAGGGGGGAAGACAGCAUGGGAGGGAGUCACUCCAACACUGGCAAGCAAACAGCCCUCACCACUAUAGCUCCCACAGCUUCCCCUGCACCCUGCUUCUCCAACAAAGAACUUCAUUUGGCCUUAGCCUUUCUUGCUGGGGUUCUACUGACACUGCUGCUGGUAGCCCUUGUCUUCCUCAUCAUGAAGAACUACAGAAAAUGUCAUUCAAGUCCCCAAGCUCUGGAUCCUCACUCAGAUUCUCUUGCCAAGUUAUCAUCCACCCCGGAGGAGAUGCUCACCUAUGCCAGCGUGGAUCUCAAAAUGUCAGAAGAGAAGAGGGGCGACUUGAUUGCAAACCAUUCUGCAGGCCUGAACUCCGUUGUCUAUGCUCAGAUUAAGUGACAGAUUCAUCCUGAGUUUCCAAUAAGGCUUGGAUCCAAUUCCUCUCAUGUCAGCUCCAUCUUCAUACAUCACUUUCCCUUUUUAGAGAUUUUGGACCACAGUCUGUGUGAAACUGCAGGUGGAGUUGUUUGGGUGUGAUCUGGCAAUCUUAGCCAGCAGUUUUGUGACCCAGGGUCAGCCUUUUUCCUGGGCCUCCCACUGGGACUAACAGGAUGUAAGCUCUCUGAGGGCCGAGACUGCCUCCCUUUGUCCCUUCCAAAGUGUAUGGUACAGGCUUGGUGCACCAAGAGUGCUCACUCAGUGUCCCAAGUGUCGACUUAGGAGAAGUCAACCAAAUGGACAAUCUAGCAGGAAUGACAAAUAAAAGCAAACCCUUUGCAA
Molecule: messenger RNA, 2428 nt
Organism: Miniopterus natalensis
Lineage: Eukaryota; Metazoa; Chordata; Mammalia; Chiroptera; Miniopteridae
Source: RefSeq, a predicted model, not a curated record